This is a messenger RNA of Diospyros lotus (date-plum), 1829 nucleotides long. RefSeq names its product UDP-N-acetylglucosamine diphosphorylase 1. The coding region runs from base 139 to 1629 and encodes 496 amino acids. The transcript has 15 exons. NCBI's taxonomy places the organism in Eukaryota, Viridiplantae, Streptophyta, Magnoliopsida, Ericales, Ebenaceae. The record is from RefSeq and is a predicted model, not a curated record. Gene Ontology annotation, biological process: UDP-N-acetylglucosamine biosynthetic process. Gene Ontology annotation, molecular function: UDP-N-acetylglucosamine diphosphorylase activity.
ACUGUUAAAAACCAAAACCAGAGGGAACCUCUCAAAUUCAUUCAGUUCACUCUGGCUGGAAGACUCGUGCGCGGAGAGAGAGGGAGAGAUCUAGAUAGAUAGAGUGAAUCUUGCAGAGAGCGGAGAUCUAGAGAGAGAAUGAGAGAACUGGCGACUUCUCAACUUCCUGACGGCAACGCCGCCGCCGCCGACGGCGGAUUGUCGUCACCUCCACAGGCGCUGCUGGAGAGGCUCAAGGACUACGGCCAAGAAGAUGCUUUUGCCCUCUGGGACGAGCUCUCUCCCGAGCACCGCCUCCUUCUCGUCAAGGACAUAGAGAGCUUAGAUCUUCCGAGGAUCGAUAGGAUCAUACGAUGCUCAUUCAAAUCCCAAGGGCUUCCGGUGGCGGCGAUUGAGCCAGUUCCAGAGAGCAGUGUGUCGACAGUUGAGGAGAGAACACUUGAGGAUAGAGAAAAAUGGUGGAAGAUGGGCUUGAAGGCUAUAUCAGAUGGAAAGCUAGCUGUGCUGCUUCUGUCUGGUGGGCAGGGAACUCGUCUGGGGAGUUCAGAUCCAAAAGGAUGUUUUAAUAUUGGGCUUCCAUCUGGGAAGUCACUUUUUCAACUCCAAGCUGAGCGAAUUUCAUGUGUGCAAAGAUUAGCAGCCCAAUCUGUAAAUGAGGACUCCAAAGGUUCUACCCUUAUACAUUGGUACAUAAUGACUAGCCCAUUUACUGAUGUCACCAUACGCAAAUUUUUUGAGUCUCACAAAUAUUUUGGUCUUGAAGCUGAUCAAGUCACCUUCUUUCAACAGGGAACCAUACCUUGUGUAUCAAAAGAUGGUAGAUUUGUUAUGGAGACCCCAUAUCAAGUCGCAAAGGCUCCAGAUGGAAAUGGAGGAGUUUAUUCAGCUUUGAAAUAUUCGAGACUAUUGGAAGAUAUGGCCACAAGAGGGGUUAGAUAUUUGGAUUGCUACGGAGUUGAUAAUGCAUUAGUCCGUGUUGCUGAUCCAACCUUUUUGGGUUAUUUUAUUGACAAAGGUGUAGCUACUGCUGCAAAGGUGGUUCGCAAGGCAUAUCCACAGGAGAAGGUUGGGGUUUUUGUACGGCAGGGAAAAGGUGGCCCUCUUUCUGUUGUUGAAUACAGUGAAUUGGAUCCAUCGCUUGCUAGUACAAUAAAUCAGCAAACGGGUCGUCUUCGCUAUUGUUGGAGUAACGUGUGCUUGCAUAUGUUUACUUUGGAUUUUCUAAACCAAGUAGCAAAUAGUCUUGAGAAAGACAGCAUUUACCAUCUCGCAGAGAAGAAAAUCCCUUCAGUACACGGGCAAGCAGUGGGAUACAAGCUAGAGCAGUUUAUUUUUGACGCAAUUCCGUAUUCACCUUCCACGGCCCUCUUUGAGGUAGUGCGAGAUGAAGAGUUUGCUCCAGUGAAGAAUGCCAAUGGAUCAAACUUCGACACUCCAGACAGUGCUAGGCUACUGGUUCUCCGCCUUCACACUCGUUGGGUGGUUGCCGCAGGCGGCUUUCUAACACAUUCGGUCCCCCUAUAUGCCACAGGGGUCGAGGUUUCGCCAGUUUGUUCUUAUGCUGGAGAGAACCUAGAACCAAUCUGCCGCGGCAGAACGUUUCAUGCACCCUGCGAGAUCACAUUCUAGUUCUAGUUAAAAAGAGUUUUUUGCUCAACGGAUCUUCACUGCUUUGUUUGAACUGGUAUGCUUUGAGGCAUGUAAAUUUUUUCAUAAACUGGGAUGCUGUAUUUUAAUUGCUCAGGUAUUUCACUUACUUUCAGCUUCAGAGGACUACAAAAGUUCUAAAUCUUUACAUAUUAUAAAGCCCAUUGCGCCCUUUUUACUUA